Toxorhynchites rutilus septentrionalis is the source of this 4074-nucleotide messenger RNA. RefSeq names its product RNA-binding region-containing protein 3. Gene Ontology annotation, cellular component: U12-type spliceosomal complex. The record is from RefSeq and is a predicted model, not a curated record. Gene Ontology annotation, molecular function: protein binding; U12 snRNA binding; pre-mRNA intronic binding. The transcript has 4 exons. Lineage: Eukaryota; Metazoa; Arthropoda; Insecta; Diptera; Culicidae. Bases 607 to 1926 code for a protein of 439 amino acids. Gene Ontology annotation, biological process: mRNA splicing, via spliceosome.
GUAAUCCGGUAUGACCCCAUUAUCCUCCAUCUGUUCCAGCAGAUCGAUAAUGACCUGCUGCUGGCGCGGAUAAUGCAUAAAUUCGGCCUGGAAGAUGUUCGUCGGUAUGAACUUACCCUUCGGCAUCACAUUGAUCAGGGCUUUAUACACUUCCAAAUCUCUCUGCACCCCAAAUUCUUCCAUAUGUUUUAACGCCGCGUAGAUAAACUCGACGUGAUUUCUCCGGUGGACGCUCCGAUCCUCGAAUACACGCACCAUUUCUAUGUAGGUUUUCUUGUCUUUCUGUGAUACAUGCUCAAAGAAUUGUGUCCGAACUACCAGCUUGGUAUCGGAGCUGCCAGUUUUCGGACCUUUACCCGCAUCGUCACCAUUCGAAUUGGAUGUGCACGCCCGGAAGGAAGUCCUGGAAAGCAGAUAAACUGUCCCAAUUCGUUGCCUAAUCAACAUCAUUUUACUGGUGCGUGAACAACACAAACACGAGCUGACAAAUUGAAACGUCAAAGCAAAACAACAUAACGUUUCGUUUGAAAUUUUCACCACAAACAACUGUGCAUAACGCACUCAGUUUGUUUACUAUCCUCAAAACGCGUCGGCAUAAAUUUCAGGAUGGAAUCAAAAAUCGAACUUUGCAUUAGGAAUUUCCCCGAUUCGCUCAGCGAAUCGGAUAUACUAGAGUUUCUGGAACAUUUCGGUAUCAGUGCAGUGAAAUUUCUCAAGAGACGAAACAAAAUCUCCGCCAUCGCUAGUUUACCGGAGGAAACCGUUGCACGAUGUGCAAUAAGCCGGCUUCAUCAGUUAAAAAUACUCGAUAGACGUUUAUCCGUUGAAUACUACAGGCGCCCCGAAGUGGAAGUGGUCGAUGCAGACACGGCAGCCCCUCCAAGCAUCAAGCCCACCCACGAGUUGAGCAACUUUGUCAAAGCACUGCAUGCAUUGCAGGCGGAGAAUUUCAGUCAACCUCCGCCGCCCUACUUGAAGUAUCGAUAUCCGAAACCAACGCGAGAGAUUAUCGACAGCAUUUGUGUCGCUCUGGAAUCGGUUCCCAAGUUCUACACCCAGGUGUUGCAUUUGAUGAAUCGAAUGAAUCUGCCUCCACCGUUUGUUCCGAGCGAUUUGCAGAGAACCACGAACCAGACGGCGUCCGUGAAGAAAGAUGCCUGCCAGCAAACGGACGUGACGUGUUUUCAAGAAUCGCUUCUGGCUGAAGGCGAAUCAGAGCUUGAAUCGGACGAGGAGUUGCAGCCCAAGCGCAAACAGAACACGAUUUGGAGCAAAAAUCGUUUCAAGCCUUAUACUCUUCCCAAGAAAGCGGACUGCAAUAAUAAGGUGGAACAGGCGAGAAUGUUUGCUCAACAACAAACAAUCAAGCCACCCAGCAUCAAGAUGCGAAUUCCGGAUGAGUUGAGAGUGAAACCCAAUCGUUCGCCCCCGAUCUCUCAGGAAGUUGAAGAAAUGAAUGCUUCCCCUGAAGAAAUUCCUGCAGCGAAACCUUCAACCAUCACUGAGGAGGACCUGCUGGAAAACCGUAUCCCUCAAGGUCAGCUCGCGGAACUUCCCGUGUUCAAAAACUACACGCCGGGUCUUGCUUCCAACAAACUGUAUGUAAAAAAUCUUGCAAAAACCGUCACCGAAGCGGACCUGAAAUGGAUCUACCAUCACUUCGCAAUCACCUCCGAGCCGGACAAUGAAAUCGAUAUCAAACUAAUGCAAAGCGGUCGAAUGAAGGGACAAGCUUUCAUCACAUUCUCCUACGUCUACGAGGAGGACCUGGAUCGGCUGGCGGAGAAACCAGCCGAGCGCGCACUGCGACUGACCAAUGGAUUCCUACUGAAGGAUAAACCCAUGGUGGUUUCCUAUGGCAGAGCCGUCGGGAAGGGGGAAACCGGUUUGACAGAGUCGACGGUUGCGGGGGACAAAGCGUCGUGAGAGGAGAAAGUUGUUUUGCGACUCGCGCCGAAUUGAAGAGCAGUGAAUACGCAAAUACAUGUUCGUCUAAAUGACACACUACGCAGUCCAUGAUGGGUGAUGAAUGGGAAUGAUGAUUAAAUUUGGGCGAAGUCACAUUUGUGGAGUGCGUGAGAGUGCAGGGAUUGUUUUCGUUUUUUUUUUCAUUGAUCACCCCGAUAAAUUCAUGGAUUUGAAGAGGAAGCGCGAUGCGGAGAAUGAGAACGAAGAACAACUACAACAUACGAGGCAGGCAAAACACGCUUCGUCCCUUUUGUUGCUUCCUUCUUGAAUGAGAGAUUAGGGAGAGUAUUGGCAAAAGAGAAUGGAACGAAAAAAGGACUCUCUGGUUCGGUUGGGUGUUAAAUGAACCAAGCGAUGCUGUACCUCUCUGAAGCUUGUAAAGUUGCUGAGGCGUAAAUUGGCUGUGUCAUUUCUAGUCUGGAUUUGAGGCCGUGAGGUAGAAGGAGAGGCAAAAUGUUAGUUUACGCAAAGCAACGUAAAAUAGUGUGAGUGUGGGAGAUCAAUUGUUCAAAGGAUCCUUCGAACAUCAAACCAUUUCAUUCCCUGUCAAUCUCAGUCCGGCCGAACAUCUGGACCGAAAACGUCUGUGUGGACCCCAUAGUGAAAAUGUUGCCAAAACGAGGAAUGUUGUUUGCAGAUUUGCCAAAAGAGGUGCAACUUCUUAUAUUCGACCGAUUGACCUUCCGUGAACGGGUUUCCGUUUCACGCGUUUGUCGCCAAUGGAACGAGUUAGCCUUCGCAGAUAGUAUUAUGCCACGUGUGCUUCUUAGUUUAACGCUUCGACCUCGAGACAGUCUCGGAAAAUUUAUCACCGUUCUACAACGGUCCAACCGACGCUACCAAAAGUUCCUUCUCUAUUUCGAGUAUAAGUACAACAAGCACAACUUGAGCGACAUUAAACAACUGUUGAAUAUGAUGCAGUCACUGAAGCAAUGCGAAAUUACGUGUUUGUCCUAUUCAUUCGAGGAAAAUAUAAACGUCGUGAUUUACGAACUGUUGGGCAGUUGUUGUUCUACCCUAGAAUCAUUUGCCCUAAACAUUCAUGGGAUAUUUUCAACGAAAGGCAAGUUUCCAGAUGUUACCGUCGAUAAACAAAGAGCAUCGCUCCAGCUACCAUCCCUAACCAGCCUGACAAUCAAACGACAUGUUUGGCGAUUUAGUGAUUUCAAUACAGGCAUAUCCCUGAAGUACCUACCCCCCCUGCAGAAGAGUAUUCCCAACCUGCGGCAUCUAUCAAUGAACUGUGCAACUGCCGAACAGCUAAAGCUGUUCUCUUGUCUAGCCAACCAGCUGGAAUCGGUUUCGGUGUUAUCAUUCGACCGAGAAGAAAAAUUGGCGGUGCGAUUUCUGGACCUUUAUCUACCGCAAGUUACAUGCGUUAAGUUACCUCAAAUACGAAAACGUCAAAUCGAGGAACUUAAAUCAUUUCUGGGGAAGAUAUGUGAUAAACUAACAGAACUAUACAUGUUUUAUGUUUUGAUCAAUGAUGAGUUGGUAGAAUUCAUACUGCAGAACUGCAAACAGCUGAAGGGACUCGGCUUGCAUAUGGAAUCUCUUAAUCCUUACUGUUUGAACGACGUCGGGUCACAACUCGAGCAGUUAGAAGAGCUACACAUGCGGAGAAAAUUACGUUACACAUCCCACAAACGGAGUGGUUUCCAUGAAAUCCCGUUCGAUACGGGGUAUUUUUUGAACCUUCACAAUUCGCCAUACUACAGAUUCUAAAUUUUGUGCAACAUAGGGCCACGAGCCAUUGUAUGGAUAAGCAGUUGGAAGAUCACAACAUUUCUUAACCCGCCGAAAAUAGAAAACAGAUUCAUAGAUGUAAUAAUCAAAAACACGGAACCAUUCAAAUACGAAUAAUGUGGAGAUUCCGGUAUUCGAAUUGCAGAGGCAAAAUGUGGUAAUGCUCCCGACAUGUGAGAUACCAAAUCUAGUUUGCUCAGUUAACUAUCCAUAUUUUUGUCAGAGGUUCUCAGAAAGCUCGCAUAUUCCACUUUCUAGAUUCAAGAUUUUAUUAUAUAAAAAAUUACAAUUCUAUGUUUUAGAUUAUUAUUACAGUGUAAUGUAAGGAGAGAAAUAAACACAUAAACACAAACAUAUGAA